GUGCCGACUUCACUACUGGUCUUUGAUCUUGGAACUACAGGGCGCUAGAGACUAAAAUUCUAGCGCUUGGGCUGUUGGGACUUUCAUGAGACUGAAACUGGGUUUCUUACUGCCCAUGAUGCGCUGCUGCCAAUCACGCUUACGUUAUGCUCACUUUCCUGCUGCGAUCCAGCACAUCCGUUCGCUUUCUUUCCAGAAGCUCCUCCUUCUCUGCCAUGAAGUACAUCUCCGGAGAAGAGCUCGCCGAGAUAAUCAAGAGUGAUCAGCUAGUGAACAAGGACUAUCUUGUGGUGGAUGUUCGCGACGAUGACUUCGCCGGCGGCAAUAUCAAGGGGGCUCAAAACGUCCCUUCAAGAUAUUUUCAUACGAGCGUGUAUGACCUGGUCAAGAAGAAGGAAGAUGUCAAGGCCAUGGUGUUUCAUUGCGCACUCUCCCAAGCGCGUGGACCCAAAGCAGCUCGUAUCUACGAGGAAACGCGAAGCAACUUGAAGCUCGAUGGCACGAAACCACAAGAGAUUUAUGUUCUUCGAAACGGUUUCACCGAAUUUCAAAAGAAGUUUAGAGAGGACCCUGUGCUAGUCGAGAAUUGGGAUCCAGAAGUGUGGGAGAAUGCAGAAGAUUGGAGCUAGGGGGAAGGAUUGUACGCUAUUUUGAGUCCGGAUUCGCGUCUUCGCUCUCUCUUUUGAGUCGCAGCUGCUUUGGGAGACUCUCGAUGACCGUUCUUGUGACCCGCUGCUCGUUAUCUAAUCGCCUCAUACAAAUGAACCUGAAUGCUCAGCUAA
Molecule: messenger RNA, 782 nt
Organism: Mycena citricolor
Lineage: Eukaryota; Fungi; Basidiomycota; Agaricomycetes; Agaricales; Mycenaceae
Source: the annotation of a GenBank genome assembly